Messenger RNA from Tricharina praecox, 3465 nucleotides. RefSeq lists its product as uncharacterized. The record is from RefSeq and is a predicted model, not a curated record. The transcript has 4 exons. Bases 1 to 3465 code for a protein of 1154 amino acids. NCBI's taxonomy places the organism in Eukaryota, Fungi, Ascomycota, Pezizomycetes, Pezizales, Pyronemataceae.
AUGUCAGCGCCACAGGGAUUCUUCGAUCCCUCCCAGUACCCCGGAUACCCAGAUCCGUUUGGUUACCACGGAUACCCUGAUCUCGCUCGUUUAGCAGAUUCUUCACAUUACUCCGAUCUCGCCCAGUUUCACGAAGGCCUGAUACCACAGCAGCAACUAAUCCCAGGCCACCUUCCUGUCAAUAAUCCGGGGCCUCCUCCAGGAUUCGGUGGGCAGUGGAACCCCUUGGCCCGUACUUUCGGUGGGGUUCCUGCCGGAGGUCAGCCCGCAAGUAAUGGCCCGAACAUGCCUCCAGGGUUCGGGAAUUUCGCCCAGGGUCCGCGUCGAUCUUCGGUUAGUGGUUCAGUGCCACCUUUUAUGCCGCCAUAUACGAUGCCGUCACAGAAUUCCUUCCCAAUUCCGAAUCCGCCCCCGGGUCUCGGUGGACUCCAAUCUCAACAACACAGCCGAUCCAUUUCGAUGGGCGGGGAGAUGGAUCAAUUCGGAAACUGUGGCGCGAUGCGACCUCCACCUGGCUUUGAGAAUUCUCUACAGACCCGUCCUGGGGCUCCUGGUGACAGUGACGGUUCCCACGCUCGUCACAUCCCCACUAGCAUCGCGAUGGGUGAUCAGGAUCCUGACGCAUCUGCUGGGAGAUCGCAAGUAAAGGACCGUCAACUUCGGCACAUCCCCACAAGCAUCUCGAUAGAUGAUCCGGAUACCGAUCCAUCUGUUGGGAGGCCACAAGCAACGGGCCGUGUGGCGCCGCCUGUUCGUAAGAGUCUCCACUCUGCACGCCUGCUGCAGCUUCGCCAAAAAGUGCCCGGAGCUGAGGAGAUGAAGGGAGAUUACAGUACGACUCCAUGGCGCCGUUUGGCGGCAGAGCCGAGUACGCCGACCCCAUCGGUACCAGCAUGGCGUCGUACGGCUGUACCGCUUCAGUUCGGUGAUAUGCCUACGCAAGCUGGCCCGCCUGGUCUCAACUUACCUCCUGCUGGAGCUACGAUGACUUUGGAGCAGCAGAACAACUACGCUGUGGACAAUUGGACGGAUCGUUCUCUUUCGUCGCAUGGUGAUGGUUUGCAGCAACAAGUUGAAACUGGCAAGGCUGUACCACAAACAGGUCCCAGUCGUCUGACGCAGGCGGAGUUGAUUGAAGCGCAGAAGACUCAGCGGCGUCUGGCUGAGGCUUGGGGCGAGCUGAGUGCAAAUGGGAGGAACCCAAAUCAUUCCUCGUCGGUAGUAGGUAGUAGUCGAGACUUUAUGCCUUCAACCGGUACUGCUACAACCGCCACGAGGAAACCCACGACUCAGACGGAUUCCCGCCUGCGCAUGAGUCCAAAUACCCAGGACCGUUUCUUCGCUGAAAUGGAAGUCGCACGGGAGAAGGAUCGUCAUCUUCGUGAGAAAGACAGUUCGCUGAUCGAAAUCGAUAUGAGAAACCACAAUAGUUAUCUAUACCCUAACCAACCAUCAAAGACCGACCCGUUGCUAUCAAAUGAGGGGAAUCUAAAGGACUUCGACGUGUAUAGUUUCUUCGAUGCUGUCGAGGCCAAGGAAGAGGCGCUCCUACAAGACGAGCCAGAAACCCAGCAACCUCUGCAUUCUCCCGAAGGCGACUUCCCUGCACCAUCCGUCGCUGAAAAUUGGAACUCCAAAGCUCUGCAUGGAUCCAUGCGGAACUGCAACAACUUAUGGGGAGAUGCCGAUAGCAUCACCAAUAGCGAUGGUGCUUCGUACUCUCGCCCAUCGACUCCUGCGUCACCUACCCCGAAAGGCGAUAAGUCCGGUUCGGCUCGUCGUCAGUUCCUCAUGGCGAAGCAAUCUCCCGAGCAGUUCGAUCCGCAGCAGGAGGCGUUUUCCAAGAAGAUCUCACAGAUGGCUAUAGGCCGUAGGAACCUUGAUCUACAAUCUUCUUCCGGUCCCUCUAGGAGUGACUUUGGGCCGCCCAAGCCUGCUCUCAGCGGUUCGUCACGUUUCGGUCCAUUCCGUAACGAAGGCAAUGGGAGUACCUUCCAGCAGGAUGGUGGUUCAUCGUCCCGCAAGGUUACCAAUCGCAACCUUGCAACUGGUCAGAGAGGUUUAUCGAAGUUGUCGCGUCCUGGUGCUUCUCAAAUGCGCAAGCAUGAGUCGGAGCUUGCCCAUCAGAUCGAUAUGCUGCCAGAAUCUUCUCCAGGAAACUACCGUGAUGGAAUAAUGAAGGCGGAAGAUAACGCAGAGCAAACUGCCGCUAGGUAUUGUGGUGACUACGCCUCGCGCAACGAUUUGCGCGUGACAUCGUCAGACCAGGCGAAUGUUUUCAGCAAGCCGUCAACUCAAGACACCACCGAUACUGGAGCCUUUCGUCCCGGUAAUCGCAUCGACACCUCAGGUAGCAUCGGCGACGCCUCACGCAACGGGAGGCGCACGAAAUUAUCGGUCCCGGCGUAUGUUUUUAACACGCCCACCCCCUGUAGUUGGGCCUCUCGUCCCGGCAAUCGCACCGACAAUCCAGGUAUUAUCGGCAACGCCUCGCGCAAGGGGAAGGAGGUGGAACCGUCGGACCCGGCGUAUUUCAACAAGGCGUCCGCUCAAGACACCACCGGUGCAGGCGUCGUUCGUCGCGGUAAUCUCACCGACAACUCAGGUCGCAUCGCCGGUAAUCCGUCAGCCGUGCGUGUUCCGACCUCUGUAGGAGGAGCUGAAACCGCGACCCCGCACUCAUCGGCUCCCGCAAAGGCAACCGUCCAAUUGCUUAAGCAAGUCGCCACGCCUGUGCCAGCUGUGGGUGGUCCGGCGGCGAUCCAGCAUUCCACUCCGUCAGUUUAUACUGGCUUGAGCUCUGGGCCGGUUUCGAUUGCACCGACCAGGAUUCCCGGCUUCUUCCACAAGAGCGAAUCCGGUCAGCCGCUGCACGCCGCACCUCCAGUCUCAAGCGCCCAGAGCGACGCCCCGGUUGACGCUCGCGCCGCGCCCUUCGAGCCCGCGCAGAAGCGUGCCCUCGUCUACGCUGCUACGGGCAACCCUAAGUUCAUGAAGGGUAACAAUCCCGACAGCAUUCUAACCAGCCAACGCGAGACCAUGCGGUUCCUCAACAUGUUGAAAGUGCCCGGCUACCACCACCGCCUCCCCAUGAGCGUCGACGGUCAGGUGCAUAUCUUCGAGGGCGACCUACCCCCACUCGGUCUUCCCCCGCUCGCGCCCACCUGGGACUACUCACUAUACGAGAAGCCGCCGCGCGCCAUCCCAUGGGGUGCACUCACCUGCCCUCGCGGCGAAGACGUGGAGGCCGGCGGUGUCUCGAAGCUGUACGGUCCGGAAUACGAGUAUCUCGACGGGAUCGUGUGGGAUGCCUCGCUCGGCUGCUCACGCUUCGAGACCGACGCCGAGCGCACGGCAAGACGCGGCCCCAUGUGGUGGGAGACCGGCGCGGCGAAGGAAAUGGCCGAGGACGACGACGAGGACUUGUCCAACGCGGACGGUCGCAUCGCCCGUGCUUCCAGAUAG